GUCCUCGAAGGAAUUCAAUAUCUACGCGGUCGCGGGAGAGCCCUCGCCGCCUUAAGUACCGAUACCAUAUUGCUCACGGAGUCCGGUGGAGUCAGGAUCGGCUACAGCUACCAAAUCGAUACAGCCGAGAUAGACGCGGUAACUCUGAAGCUAUUCGCUUUAGCUAAGGUUAUAAAAAGGCUGAUUAUAAAGAAUCCUCCGCACUAUCACACUCUUAUAACUUGGUUCGCGAACUCGAAACACGCUGGUCCAUAUUUGGAAUUGUAUUCGAUCCAUGAUUUCCAAGAAUAG
Penicillium psychrosexuale is the source of this 291-nucleotide messenger RNA. RefSeq lists its product as uncharacterized. NCBI's taxonomy places the organism in Eukaryota, Fungi, Ascomycota, Eurotiomycetes, Eurotiales, Aspergillaceae. The annotation marks the transcript as partial. The transcript has 2 exons. The record is from RefSeq and is a predicted model, not a curated record.